Molecule: messenger RNA, 1758 nt
Organism: Xyrauchen texanus (razorback sucker)
Lineage: Eukaryota; Metazoa; Chordata; Actinopteri; Cypriniformes; Catostomidae
Gene: hnrnpcb
Product: heterogeneous nuclear ribonucleoprotein C
Exons: 9
Coding region: 156-1016 (286 amino acids)
Cellular component (GO): nucleus
Molecular function (GO): RNA binding
Source: RefSeq, a predicted model, not a curated record
CGCGACGCCAUUUCAUGCACUCGUUUCGCGCUGUCUGCUGCACGAGCUGGUACGGAUUGUAUCCACAAUAUCAGUACAGCACCGAAUUUUAAUCAUUUUUAGUCUUAAACUCCCGAAUCAGGCAGACAGACGACUCAGCCUGAGUUACAGACAAAAUGGAUCAUUCCCCCACCACCAGCAGCCUGAUGGCCAGCAACGUGACCAACAAGACAGAUCCCCGUUCCCUGAACUCCAGGGUCUUCAUCGGAAACCUCAACACCAUGCUUGUGACUAAGGCAGACGUGGAGGCUAUCUUCAGUAAGUACGGCAAGAUAGUGGGCUGCUCCGUGCACAAGGGCUUCGCUUUUGUCCAGUAUGCUAUUGAGAGGAACGCCAGAUCAGCGGUUGCGGGAGAGGAUGGGAGAAUGAUCGUUGGACAGGUGCUUGACAUUAAUCUGGCAGGUGAGCCAAAGCCACAUCGGUCGAUGCCAAUCAAGCGGUCUGCAGGAGAUAUGUACAGUUCUUCAUUUGAUAUGGACUAUGACUUUCAGAGAGAUUACUAUGACAGGAUGUACUCGUACCCAUCACGGGUGCCUCCGCCCCCCCUUUCAAGGGCCGUUAUUCCGUCCAAACGUGCACGUGUGAGUGGAGGCAGCCGCAGGACCAAGAGCAGCUUUUCCUCCAAGAGCAGCCAACGGGCUUCACGCACCAUAAGAGCUGAUGAUCUGCAGACCAUUAAGAAGGAACUCACUCAGAUUAAAUGCAAAGUGGACUAUUUACUGGAGAGUCUGGAGCGCAUGGAGAAAGACCACAGCAAAAAAUCAGAUGUAAAGAGUGUGAAAGCAGGGGAAGUGUCACCACAGAACUCUAGCGGAAAGGAUCGUGAGAGUCUGGAAAUAAACGACUAUGAGGAAGAGGGAGAUCUGCUAGAGGAGGAGGAGGAGAUCAAGAGUGGAGGAAGAGAGGAUGAGGAAGAAGAGGGUGAGCAGGAGGAAGGAGAGGAUGAUGUUGAUAGUGCCAAUGGAGACCAUUCUUAAAACAGUUUUGACUGACAUGGAAAAAAACACACCUGUAUGCCCAUCAUGAGAAAUGGCAUAGAUCUUCUGACCCUUGGCCACAUUUAAAGCAAAUUCAUAAUUUAAGUUUUAUUUAAAAUAAAUGAAAUUACUUGUUAGGGUCUUUCCUACCCUAAGAGUAAGAUCUUGGUAGCAAAUUCCUGUUUAAUAAAUUACAUUUUAGAUGAUCUGUCUCAUGGGCCCCUACUUUAGCCACCUUACUCUUUAUGCGGUGCUCCCACAUGUAUUUCUGCUUUUAAAAAACAUGCACAUAUCACUUUGUAGUUCCCACUUCUAGCUGCUUGGUUUCACAUUGUAAUAAUAUUGGGUCUCAUUCACUAAUAAUUGCUUGGAUUUUGUUUACAUAUAUGCACAAGAAAAGUUCUGCCAGAUUCACAACAAGUGCUAACGCACAUGAAUUUGUCCUUACUCUCAUUCUAACGAUAAUAAAUCCAGAUUAUUCUAAAUGAAGGAGCGCUUGCCCAAAGUAAGUAAUUUGUAUAAAACACACCCAAACCAUCUCCAUAUAAGAGCUUUCAGCAAAACUGCACCAGAUGCAAAUGUGUAGAGAAAGAUGCUACCUUAGCAAGAGGCCAAAGACAUUAAUAUAGAAACACUAUAAAUUAUCACAUAACAGCAUUACUGUUUACAAUGAUUUUAUAAUGUGUACCAUAGUACGUUGAAUGAACAACGUUGAGGAAAACUGAUCAGCAGAUUAUUCUUU